This is a messenger RNA of Juglans microcarpa x Juglans regia, 680 nucleotides long. RefSeq names its product major allergen Pru ar 1-like. Gene Ontology annotation, cellular component: nucleus; cytoplasm. The record is from RefSeq and is a predicted model, not a curated record. NCBI's taxonomy places the organism in Eukaryota, Viridiplantae, Streptophyta, Magnoliopsida, Fagales, Juglandaceae. Gene Ontology annotation, biological process: abscisic acid-activated signaling pathway; defense response. Gene Ontology annotation, molecular function: signaling receptor activity; protein phosphatase inhibitor activity; abscisic acid binding. The coding region runs from base 136 to 618 and encodes 160 amino acids. The transcript is spliced from 2 exons.
CCUUUUCCAAAUCUCUGCAGAGCUACCGAAAAAAAUAAGGUCUUCUGAAUUGUGUUCCCAGGCUUAUUUUCUUCAUUUCAUCUCCUCCUUUAUUUUCCGUCAGUCAUUUUCUCUUGGUUCAUAGUUUUAGCAACUAUGGGUGUCAUCAAAAUCAGUCAGUCAUUUGCAACUAAGGUUACUCCGGACAGGAUGUUCAAGGCUUUGAUCCUUGACUCCCACAACCUUUGCCCAAAGCUCAUGUUCUCAUCAAUAAAGAGCAUGGAAUUUGUUGAAGGCCAGGGAGAUGUUGGGAGCAUCAAACAGAUCAACUUCACUGAAGCCAGUCCUUUCAAAUACGUGAGGCACAGGAUCGAUGCCCUUGAUAAGGAGAAGUUCACGUGCAAGCACACUUUAAUCGAGGGCGAUGCAUUAAUGGAUAAGCUUGAAUAUAUUACCUAUGAGGUCAAGUUUGAGGGAUAUGGCAGAAAAGGAUGUGUCUGUAAGAUAACCAGUGAAUACAAAGCAAAGGAAGGUGUAGACAUAAAAGAAGAGGAUAUUGAGCUUGGAAAGGACAGAGCCAUAGGGAUGUAUGAAGUUGUGGAGGCCUACCUUUUGGCACACCCUCGUGCCUAUACUUAAAAUUUAAAGUUAUGUAAUGAUUUUGUGGACUGGGUUUUGUUAAAUGAUUCUAACAGACUGUA